Messenger RNA from Ilex paraguariensis (yerba mate), 1143 nucleotides. The record is from the annotation of a GenBank genome assembly. Lineage: Eukaryota; Viridiplantae; Streptophyta; Magnoliopsida; Aquifoliales; Aquifoliaceae.
AUGUUGGGUUUACCUGCAGCGACCAUAAAAUCGGGCCCACUUUCUUCAACCCUUGCAAUCAUCAUCUCAUGGGUCUAUGUUGUAUCCGCCAUCAUACUUGUCCCGGAGCUUACAUUGGCUACCAUGAAGGAAGAUAAUAUUGAUGAGGUGAGCUUCACUGGCCUGGCAACAAAAGCUUUCGGAAGUCGUGCAGGCAUUGGCUCUAUUGUCUCACAAUGGUUUCCAUGGAUGAGUUCUAUAAUUGCUCAUACCUUAUUUCCUUUUGUUGUUGGGGUUGUACUCUGGUUCUUUCCAUUUAAGGCUAUCGAUGUUGCCAAAAGGUUUUUGUGCUUCCUCAUGCUUUUCUCCCUAACUACACUCGUGGCCAUUGGUUUAUCUGUAGGGAGAACCUGCAUAAUGGGAUCCUUUGCCCACGCUUCAUGGGGUCUUUCUUCAGUCUUGCCAGCUAUCCCUGUCAUUGUUCUCACGUUGGAGUUCCAUGUAAUCACCCCAUUUGUUUGCAAGAUUUCUGGGAACUCUGUAAAUGAUGGUCGGAAAACAAGAUUCAUUGGUGGGUUUGUUCCAUUGGUUAUGGUUAUAUCGUGGAAUCUGAUUGUUUUGGGGCUUUUCGGGACAUACGAUGUCUCAUCCUCUGGAGACCCUAUCUCCCUCCUGCUCUCUAUCAGCUCUGCUUCAUCAGCAGUUCAAAGUUUUUCAUUUUCAGCUUUGGCCACUAGCUUCAUAGGUGAGCAUUACUUUGGAAAUGUGGGAAAUAUUUCAUAUGGUGGAUCAAGGCAAAUUCUUGCUGGAGCAGUUAAAUUGUUACCUGGUUUUAGCUUGUUAGACAGCAUUGUGACCCUAUUUGUACUGGGUGUUCCAGUCCUCAUCGCAUCUCUCUCUCACUCAACCUUCUCAAGAGCCCUUGACUUCGCUGGGAUCUAUGCUAAUUGCUUUCUGUUUUGCAUCCUUCCUCCAGUCAUCCAUCCUACCAGGAGGGGACAUGGUCCUUCCUUCUACUUCUCUUUGGAUGUGGGGCUUAUGUCAGCCUCAUCUGUAGCGAUUAUUGCCAGUCCACACAGCACGUGGGCCGCAUCUUUUGUUUUCAAAGGACCACAAGAAGGACGUGUACAUUUCAAGUACUUGAGUGUUCCGAUAUUCCGGUGA